AUGUCUAACCCUCGAUGGAUUCAUUGCAAUGUGUGCUUCCAUCUGUUUGCAAAGAAAGGGCGAAAGUUUUAUCAUCUUUCUUGCCGCCAUGUGCUGUGCAAACCAUGCAUGGCGAAAACGGAUCGUGGAACGACGUGUCCUGUGUGUCGGAAGCCGCUGGAGCGCUACACCGAGCUGAGCAAUCAGAUGGAUCGUAAGGAGAAGAUGUGCUACGAUCCAGCUAUAUUCAGGGUGUACAAUGUGACCUACCAUAGCAUCCUCUUUCAGUACAAGCACCGUGAACACAUGAUAGGAGGGAUUCUUCGAUGUCGUAAAGCGUUGGCUCAAUUGAAAGAGAUGGAAAACUCGUUACGGCAGCAGAUUGUGGAAACACAGCGGCGUUACGAAAAAUGUCGUACCUACCGGCGGAAUCUGCAGGAGAACCUGCGUCAGAUAUCACCCCGGUUUAGCGAUAGGCCCCGGAACAACAACAGUGAUCUGCUUGCACUAUCUAAUCGCACCGACGAUCAGACUAGUCGCAGCGAUCAGCGGCCAUCUUCCUGCCCCUUUAACUUCAGCAAUCCUAUUUUCACGCAUCGACCUCCAACGGUCCCCGUUCCGCCUGAGCACCACAUGGCAGCUUCGGAUUUAAAUGACCUUGCUAACAGUUCCAGCCUGAUGAGCUAUUGCAGUCGUACCGAGCAGCACCCAUCUUCGAGGGCUUCCAGCUUUUGCACUCCUGCCUACGCGAGUCGACCAGCAACGGUCUCCGUAAACUCUACGGGGCAGCACGUGACGGUCACCAACCGGUACUCACAGAGGAGCAGCGUUGGUAGCAUCCAGUGGGAAGGAAACACCCGAAUGCCGAGUAAGGGAUGCGGCGUAUCGGAUGAUUCGGGCAUUUCCGAUAUGCAAACGCCUGGAUCAUGUCUGAGCUAUGGAAACGCCACCGGGCUGGAUUCCCAUCCUCAGCAACAGCACGUGAUGCCGUAUCCGUCGACACCGGUGCGACAGAACGCAUUCUCCUCUUACUUCCAUCGUGCACCAUCGCCAUUGCUCAUGCCAGGGCGCCGAUUUUAA
Messenger RNA from Anopheles nili, 1059 nucleotides. RefSeq lists its product as uncharacterized. Gene Ontology annotation, molecular function: SUMO transferase activity. NCBI's taxonomy places the organism in Eukaryota, Metazoa, Arthropoda, Insecta, Diptera, Culicidae. The transcript has 5 exons. Gene Ontology annotation, cellular component: synaptonemal complex. Bases 1 to 1059 code for a protein of 352 amino acids. Gene Ontology annotation, biological process: homologous chromosome pairing at meiosis; protein sumoylation; reciprocal meiotic recombination. The record is from RefSeq and is a predicted model, not a curated record.